Messenger RNA from Paramuricea clavata, 1820 nucleotides. The record is from the annotation of a GenBank genome assembly. NCBI's taxonomy places the organism in Eukaryota, Metazoa, Cnidaria, Anthozoa, Malacalcyonacea, Plexauridae.
AUGGGUGUGUCAAUUGAGAUAUACAGACUAAGAAUUGGUUCACAUAACAACUUUGUGCAAGCACGACAGUCCAUGAAUCAAAUGAAAGGUAAAUUUUGGAACCAUAUGUUAGUAAUGUUCUACUUAGAAAUAUUUUAUUUACCAUGCUUGAAAAAUCUAGUUACAACGAUUGAAAGUAAUAAUGAAGUUUGCAAGUGGUUUGCACAAAUGGUAUCUUAUCAUGUUUAUGUGCCAUUGCUAUUGAGGCUUGCAAAUGAUGUAGAGGAUCCAGGCCCAAUUAAUAUCUAUGAUAUUGUUGAUCAUAGUUUUACGGUUCGAGCAGACUUCAACCAAGGUAAUAUAUCCAUGUUUGGAAUAAAUGCUGGAAAAUAAUGUGUUGCCAUGUCAAUUUAUGCUAUUGUAUACAAUGAAAUAAAAUCUGUUAAUAUUUGGGAUACACCACUUAUGAACACGCUUCUAGUUAAUGCAAACAAUCUUUAUGCCAUAAUUAGUCAGCACAUUCAGAAAGAUUUCUUAUUGCUCACUGAUGUUCCUGAAAUAUUGUCUAUCAACAAUGAUACUUUUAAUUUGGAGUACAGUGACUCUUUUUCUGGAGCAUUAUGGAUGGACUAUAACAAUGAACAGUAUGUUACACUUGAACAUGCCUUUCAUGAAGUAUUUGAUGCUGAUAAUUACAAAGCGUGUUUACUAACUAUUGGAGCAAACACUGUUGCAGUUUUAAUGCCUUUCCCAGAUGUAUUUAAGGUUUUUGAUUCUCAUUCACGAGAUAUGCAUGGAAUGCCAGCAGCGAUGGGUUAUAGUGUUUUAGUUUCAUUGAAGGAUUUCAUAACCUUAUAAUUUUUUUUCAUAACAGUUGUAACUAUCCUGGACAAAAUAGCGAAAAUAGUCUAUUUGAAUUGAAGGGUGUUAAAUGUCAUAGAAACAUUUCAUUGUCAAACAGUUUGGAUAACAUAGCGAAUGACGACACAACAUCAAAUAACCAUGAACAACUAACAAAACAACAAGAGUCUGUUAUAGAAAGAGAAAACAGACGUGCAAAGCUAAGAGAGAAGCAAAGAGAGAAAAAACAACAAGCAAAACAAAAAGAGUCUGUUACAGAGAGAGAGAAUAGACUUGCAAAGCAAAGAGAGAAAAGAAAACACGAGUCUGUUUCAGAGAGAGAAAAUGGACUUGCAAAGCAAAGAGAGAAAAGAAAACAAGAAACUGUUUCACAUAGGGAAAAUAGACUUGCAAAGCAAUUAGCGAAAAGGAAACAGGUAGCAGAGAGAGAGAAUAGACUUGCAAAGCAAAGACAGAAAAGAAAACAGGUAAGACAACAAGAAACUGUUUCAGAGAGGGAAAAUAGGCUUCAAAACCAGCGAAAAGCAAGAAGGUUGAAAAGGCAAAACGAAACUGUCGAACAAAGAGAGCAAAAAUUAGCAAAAGUAAGAGCUAAUUAUAAGGAAAAUAAAAGUAGACGUUUUGGAAAAAACAAACAAUGUCCUCCAUCAGGUUCUCGAGGUCAUGUAUAUAAUGAUAAUGGUAUAUCACAUAAUAGUGUAUCACAAUUGAUACAUAAAUUCCAUAAACCUGUAUCAACAGGUCCUCUGUAUAUAUGUUCAUGCUGUGAUCAAUUAUGGUAUAAACACAGUGUUUGUCCUGCUGAGAGGCUUCGAUUGUGCAAUCCAAAUUCUACUAAACAUAUACAAGGCAUUAAAAGUGUGGAUAAUAUUGAAUGGCUGUGUUUGACAUGUGACAAACAUCUUAAAAAGGAUAAAGUGCCACCAUCUGCAGUUUCAAAUGGCUUGAAGUUUCCAGAAAACCUGACUUCUUUGAUUUAA